AUGGGCGGCGAGGAGGGCGCGGCGUCUUCCGCGCAGUUCAGCAGCAACUCGGCGCGCUACGCGGAGCGCGCGGAGAGUACCGACAUGGUGCGCGCGCUGCAGGAAGAGCUGGCCACCAAGAUCAAGGAGCUGCAGAUCUACGAGGGCAACUACGUGGCCCUCAAGAAGGACCUGGCGCGCUGGAAGAAGAAGUUCGAGUACGUCUUCCGCGAGAACGAGCUGCUGGCGCUCGAGACGGGCAAGCUGGACGCGUCGCACAAGCAGAUCGCCUUCCUGCAGCAGGAGAUCAAGUUCAAGGAGGAGGAGGGCGCGGCCCUGCGCGGGUUGGUGAGCGCGCUCGAGGCCGCCAACAAGAAGCAGCGCGCCAAGCAGCUGGAGGCCGCCAAGGCGCGCGACUCGGAGAUCGAGGCCGCUGCGGCCCUUGCGGCCGAGCGCAAGAGCAACGAGGACGCGGACGUCGCGCUGCAGGCCGAGCGCCGCGGCCGCCAGGAGGACAAGGAGCGCUACUCGGCCGAGAUCGCCGCGCUCAAGGCCGAGAACGCGCUGCUGCUCAAGGACGUGGACCGCAAGGACGAGGACCUGCAGCGCCAGGAGGAGCAGGUGAACGCGCACAAGGAGCGCAUCACCGGGCUCGAGCAGGCGCUGAAGGACGAGCAGGAGGCCGGCAUGGCCCGGCUCAAGGACAAGCAGGACCGCGUCGUGGAGCUCGAGACGCAGGUGCAGCAGAUGGAGAUGCGCCGCCGCUCCAGCGUGGCCGCGGCACUCGCGCAGGCCGAGCAGGAGGGACGCGACAUGGUGGGCUUCGGCCCCACGAACAGACUCAAGGUCAGCCACAUCAGCGAGGGCGACGAGAACUACGACAGCGAGGAGGAGCCCGACACGCCGCCUGGCACCCCGCCGCCCAUCUCGUCCGGCGGACUGCUGCCGCCCGAGGACCCCACGGCGGACCAGACGAUCCGCGACUGGACGGAGGACCGCAAGAUCCGCGCGGCCAGGAGCUUCGAGGAGGCUCUGGACCUGGACCGGCUCGAGGAGCUCAUCAGGAAGCUGCCGUACGAGCACCAGGAGGGCGCCAGCCGUGUGCUCAUGGGCGCGCUGGACCCGGACACGCACGAGGAGCCCGUGAACGAGUCGCAGAUCGUGCUGCGUCACCUGUCCAAGGAGCGACAGGAGGAGCUCAAGGACUUCCUGCUGCCGCUGCUCAAGGCGCACCCGGCGCUGAGGGUCUCGUACUCGACCAUGGAGCGCCGCACGCUGGUGACGGACGUACGGAUCCAGAUCCAGCGCCGCCGCGACUCCGUGCUCGGUGGGUUUGUGCCUGGAGAGAAGCGCUUCGGCAAGGACCACAUCUUCUUCGGCCCGUCGCCCGAAGACGUGGGCAAGCUGGUGCCCCACAUGCCUCGUACCAUCAGCACGGGCAGCAAGGCCAUCUACGUGUCCAAGGCCAAGCACGCCGACCCGGCGGGUCCUGUGCCCGCGUCUUCCCCUCUAGAGAGAGCAAGCGAGCACACAGACGAUAUGGACACGGCGUCCGAGACGUCCGAAGUGCCCGACGUCACGACGUCGAAGCGCAAAUGGGGCGGCUUGAAUGCUGCCAAGUUCAUUGGCACCAUGGCGGCAGGUGCCAAGCAGCGCGUGGCUGCGACGUUCAAGAACGCCAAGUACACACACGAGGGCACGUCGUGCCAGUUCUGUAAGAUGACGCCUAUUGUGGGAGAGCGCUACUCGUGCUCCACGUGCGUGGGCUUCGACCUCUGCGAGAACUGUUACUCGCUUGGCGGUCACGGUCUGGAGAACUCGGACGAGCUCUUCUACCGCGUGCAGGAGCUCGUGCUGGCGCGGUGCUCGCGCUUGGCAGAGGAGGUGGAUCUGCUGGAGCUCAUGCGUUUCGAGAUCUGUCGCUCGAACCUGCGCAAAUUCAACUUCUGCCUCAACUGGCUGGCCGACAUCGUCAACGGCAAAUCAUCAAAGGACCUGCAGGCGCGUGCACUGGAGAUCCCGAGCAUCAGGCGCGACGUCAGAAAGGUGUUCGUGCCUCUUCUUAUGCGCGUGUGCAGCGACCGCGAGGAUAUCGAGGUCAAGACCGAGUGGGAGCUGGAGGAUGACAACCAGGCGCCGGUGCGCAGCGUGGGCGGCGGGGUCAGUGAAGGAGACGGCCGUUUCCUCGAGACACUGCGCAUCUGGGUGGCAGACCAGUACCGUACGACGUCCCCAUUCGUGGAGCGCAGCCUGCUCAAGUACCGUGAAGGUGAAGAUGGCGAAGAGGACGAAGACGGCAGCGACACCCUCAGCGACGACGGACACUCUCACGAGAAUGGCAGCCAGGGUUAUGACGAGCCAGGCGAGCCUAGUGACGACCCCCACCGCGGAAUCGAAGGAGCAAGUAGUCAGCCGGGAUUCGUCGAGCGCAACCGCGUUAACAGCGACGCGUUCUAG
Phytophthora sojae is the source of this 2436-nucleotide messenger RNA. RefSeq lists its product as hypothetical. Gene Ontology annotation, molecular function: zinc ion binding. The coding region runs from base 1 to 2436 and encodes 811 amino acids. NCBI's taxonomy places the organism in Eukaryota, Oomycota, Peronosporomycetes, Peronosporales, Peronosporaceae. The transcript has a single exon. The record is from RefSeq and is a predicted model, not a curated record.